Molecule: messenger RNA, 3318 nt
Organism: Ceutorhynchus assimilis (cabbage seed weevil)
Lineage: Eukaryota; Metazoa; Arthropoda; Insecta; Coleoptera; Curculionidae
Source: the annotation of a GenBank genome assembly
GUCUAGGUUAUUUUUAUUGUUUGAGUUUUUCUGUUGUUGAAGUGAACAUUGAACAUUUUGUUCUGGAGAAAAGUGGCACUAUAUUUUAGUGUUUCGUUCUAUUUUCCCUUCUGUUCCAUAUAAUAUCUACCAAUUCGUUGAAAUUUGCUGUUCCCUGUUUUACCAUGGGGGUCGCUCCAAGUACUUGCAAAAGUAAUAACGAUCUCGUUGAAAGCCUUAUAGUGCGAAACUUUAUUACAACCGGCCCAGUCGAGAGAGUAUUUAGAGCCGUAGACAGGGGUGAAUAUUUCCCACGCAGAAUCAGGGCCCAUGCUUACAACGAGACUGCAUGGAAAUGGGAGAACUUACAUAUCUCCUCUCCAUGUAUUUACGCUGUAGCUAUGGAGGCCCUAGAGUUGCAACCCGCAAUGUCUUUCUUAAACCUUGGAUCAGGCUCAGGAUUUAUGAGCACCAUGGUCGGUCUGAUAUUGGGUUCUAAUGGAAUUAAUCAUGGCAUGGAACUACAGGCUGAUAUUGUUGAAUAUGCAAAUCGGAAGCUCGAAGACUUCAUGAGACUAUCUGGCGCCAUGGAUGAGUACGAUUUUUGUGAACCCAAGUUUGUUCAUGGUAAUUGUUUAAGUAUUAACAGCCUGGUUUCCAUGGAAUACGACCGAAUUUACUGCGGUGCAGCUUGCAGAAGUCAAGAAGUAUUAUUUCUACGAAAAUUUCUCAAGACUGGCGGAAUUAUGGUUUUGCCAUGUAACGGAGAACUAUUACAAAUAAAAAAACUCGAAAAUACCGCAUGGGUAAGCAGGCAUCUCCUGAAUGUUUCUUUUUCGGCGAUAAUUCCACCUCCUGCUAAUUCUCUGGAAUAUAUCAAACCGAUUGAUGUGCAGCCAACACCUCUCCAAGUUCUAUGUCGUACCACCAUUCGUAAUGCUUUAAAAAAAACCAUAAAAAUUCAUGAAAUUCAGCAUCCUCCAGGACCAAAUAAAAGAAAAAUAUUCUCCCGCACCAGGAAAAGCAAAAGAUUGAAACAAGUGAUAAUACCAAAGCCUCUGCCAGACAGCUCUGAUGAAGAUGAAACGCCAAUCAUAAUACUACCUCGAUACAGUAAUGACGGACUUCAUGUAUCUGGAACAGACGGCUUAUACCACCCUGGAAGCUUUACCAUGGAAGUUUAUAGUAUGACUGCUGAGAAUAUAAAUAGAAUGACGCCACCAACAUCAAGUGACAGCGAAGAAGAAAUGAUAAUCGAUAAUGUGUCUGAUGACUCUGUUGAGGAAAGUGUUUCUCACUCGGUUUCUCAUCAAGUGUCUGUAGUCAUUGAACACCAUCCUGGGGAUGAUUCUAAUCCUGAGAAUAUCAAGAAUCAAGACGAAGAUGACUCAGAAGUUAUCAACAAUGAUGAAAAUGAACAGAAUAAUGAAAACAGCUCCCAGAACAGUGUUUCUCGCCAAGUGUCUGCAGUCAUUAACCACCAACCACAUGACCAUCCUAGAGAUGAUCCUAAUCCUGAGAGCGACGAGAAUCAAGAAGAUGACUCAGAAGUAAUAAGCAAGGCUCAUAUUCUUGCUCUUUUCCCCAAAGAUGAACAGAAUAAUAAAAACAGCUCCAGUGACAGCGACAUGAAAGCAGGAACUAGUGGAGCAGCUUCUCGCAAUACCUUGGUUAAAAGGGAAAACAUUAAUAGCAGCGUCAAUGAUGAAAUCAUAAAAGUAGUAAGUUCCUCUGAAGACGAAGAAAAAGAAAGAAGACGAACUAUCCAGCCUUGCCGCUACCGCUUGAGACAAGUCCUUGGAAUGGCUUAUAGAAAUCAGCUGAGAAGAAGAGCCUUGCCCGUUCUUCCUUCAGAAAGCUCCAGCGAUACAGAUGAGGACGAACCAGUAAAUACCUCAGGAUAUCGCAUGUACCAAAGUCCAAUGACCAAAUACAUGAAGGCAAAAAUAGAAAAGUUGCCCCUACCUCCCCCCUUGAAGAAUUUCCUGUUGUUUCAGUAGAGGGAAUGAUCUGCUAGUAUUACUGGCUGAACAUUUUGGCAAUGACAGCUGUUAGUGAGUUUGAUAUAGUUGCCUCAAACGAUAUUUCAUAUUGCUAUAAAAAAAAGUAAUUUCUAUUUUUGAUUAUUUUUUGUAACUAUGCCUAUAAAGAUUAAUUAUUCUUGAAAAGUUGAAUAACAAAACGAGUUUGAGUCUGGCUGCUGCUUUUGACAAGUUUUUAUCGACUUUAGUAUGUAAACAAUAUGAAAUAUUGUUGGAGAAAACUAUAUUUUUUAUUUUCGUUUCUAUCCUUCGUGGAAAUAUAAAAUACUAAUAUUAGAUUUAAGGAAAGUUUGUAGAUUUAAGAAAACGCUUCCCGCAUUUCUCACCUGGCUCUUGAAAGUAGGUAUUGGGAAACGUUUGACAUUAAGAAAUUUUCAUCAAUAUUUUUGUAUGCUUAAAUACUUACGAUUUAUUCUUUUGACUACAGUAGAACUCCAAUUAUCUGGAACGUUUUCAUUUUGACAAAAAAAAAAUUGACCUCAAGUUUGCAUUAAUCACACAUGUAGGAGAUUUUCUGUUUAUUCAACAUCAUGGCUACCAUAAUCUGCUUAGAUUUUCAUAGUCAGCCAUUUUCUUGAUUUAUCCAAUUAUUCGCAUCAGGUCUGGUCUCAACUAAUCCGGAUAAUUGGAGUGGAGAGUAAUGGUAUAUUGUGACAGCCGCUUUUUUACGCCAUGCUUGUGAUCUUGUAUUCUGACAGAUACUACUACUUAUAUUUUCACGCGGUAAACUUCGCUGUGAGCUAUUUCAAGAAGAAAAGUAAUCAAAACGUUUAUUCAGGUAAUUUUUUUUUUAAACUUCCCAAAAAAAAUGCUCAUUUCUAUGUAAAUGCGUUUUCAUGAGCACUUAUUCACAUAUUUGUUUCAAUUAUUGAGAAUAAUUGACUGUGAUAUAUUAGGUUGACCUAUAAUUUUGAAUAUUUGAAAUUUUAUGCAGAGACUACUGUCAGAAUAGUAAUUGGAGUUAUUACUGUAUAGCGAAAUCGCUGAUAAUGUAUUUGUAAUCGUUUAUAUAUGUGCUUUUAUUUUUCAAUAUCUAUAUUCGUUUGAUUUUUGUUACUUUUGAGUUACAUAUGUAUUAUUCUUAAGUUUUUUGAGUAGCUGAGAGACAUCUCAGAUAGUUUUAAGUAAAGUUGCCUUCAGCGAUAUUUUAUAUUCUUAAGUUUGGGGUUACAAUAUGAAAUAUCGUUGGAUUGAACUAUAUAAUCUCAUUAGUUAUUGCGUUACCUAUAUUAUUUUAUUGCGAAUAAGGUAUAUUCUGUUUUUAAUGUGGUUUCUUUAAUAAAAUACGGUGAUCCAA